AUACUGCAGGAUGAUUUUUUGUAUGAGUAAACAUCCUUCCAAUAACGAUCAGACCGAUAAUGUCUUAAAAAGAGAAACAGGAUCUACAUUUUGGCUUUCUCCUUCUUGUAUGGACUAUUUCUGGACACAGAACCUUCAGGUAACAUGUUGACUGUCCAUAAAAUGCAUUUUAGCAUCUUCCUGCUGUUCUGGGGAUGGGUUUUAUCCACUGAAUGCAGAGUCCACCGACAAGGAAAGGAGAUACACGAGGUAUACAAAAAAGGCAGACCUCAGCGGCAGAGACGAGAAGCCCACGGCGAGGCACACAAGCAGGGCAGUCCAAUCCUAAAGCGAAGCCCUGACAUCACCAAAUCUCCACUGACAAAGUCAGAACAGCUGCUGCGAAUAGAUGACCAUGACUUCAGCAUGAGACCAGGUUUUGGAGGUCCUGCAAUUCCUGUAGGGGUGGAUGUCCAAGUUGAAAGUCUGGACAGCAUUUCUGAGGUGGAUAUGGACUUCACCAUGACACUUUAUCUAAGGCACUACUGGAAAGAUGAGAGAUUGUCCUUCCCCAGCACCAACAACCAAAGCAUGACAUUUGACGGCAGGCUUGUGAAGAAGAUCUGGGUCCCUGACAUGUUCUUUGUCCACUCCAAGCGUUCCUUCAUCCAUGACACCACCACUGACAAUGUCAUGCUGCGGGUCCAGCCAGAUGGGAAGGUACUUUAUAGCCUCAGAGUUACAGUGACAGCAAUGUGCAACAUGGAUUUUAGUCGCUUUCCCCUGGACACACAGACGUGCUCCCUGGAGAUUGAAAGCUAUGCUUACACAGAAGAUGACCUCAUGCUCUACUGGAAGAAUGGAAAUGAUUCCCUAAAAACGGAUGAGAGGAUAUCGCUGUCCCAGUUCCUGAUACAGGAGUUCCACACUACCACAAAACUUGCCUUUUAUAGCAGCACAGGAUGGUACAAUCGUCUCUACAUUAACUUCACCUUACGUCGACACAUCUUCUUCUUCUUGCUCCAAACCUACUUUCCUGCCACUCUCAUGGUUAUGCUGUCCUGGGUGUCCUUCUGGAUUGACCGUCGAGCAGUUCCUGCCAGAGUCCCUUUAGGGAUCACCACUGUGCUGACCAUGUCUACGAUCAUCACUGGGGUGAACGCCUCCAUGCCCCGCGUUUCCUACAUCAAAGCAGUGGACAUUUACCUGUGGGUCAGUUUUGUGUUUGUCUUCCUCUCGGUGCUGGAAUAUGCAGCAGUGAAUUACCUGACCACAGUGCAAGAGAGAAAGGAGAGGAAACUCCGAGAUAAGCUCCCCUGUGCGUGCAGCCUUCCUCAGCCCCGGCCCAUGAUGAUGGACGGCAGCUACAACGACGGUGACGUGAACGAGUUGGGGCACUACGUGUCCGAGAACGGAGACAAGCAGGACAGAAUGAUGGUGCAGCUGGCGCUGGGGUCUGAGAGGGGCUCGGGCAGGAGGAAAAACCAGAGAUACGUCAGCAUGCGGAUCGAUACCCACGCCAUCGACAAGUACUCCAGGAUAAUAUUCCCUGGCGCAUACAUUCUAUUUAACUUGAUAUACUGGUCCAUUUUUUCAUAAACAUACGUAACUUCUGUAGUCACAGUGUAUUGUGGCAGGAUAUCAGAGUACUGUCUCAUAGGCUAACAAAAUGAACAUAGAGAAUUAAUUUGAAGAUUGAUUUUUUUCAGGAUUUCAAUUUAUUUUUUACUAGGUGCAACUCAUCCGUGGCAUAAAUAACUGUGCGAAUUUCACAUUUCAAAUAAAUAUAGGAUAUACAAUCUAAAACUUCAUACAUAUUUAAAGCUGUGCUAUGCUCCUUCUUGUGCCUCACAGGCCACUGUAAUCUACUUCAGUGAGUGACACUAAUUGCCAGCUGCUUAUAUAUGGCGCAACUUCCAUUUUGUGACCCCAACUCCCAGUUCUCUCAGUGUUUGAGCCCACGCAUACAUCUCUGAACUCAGCAGACAGACAGCACUUAGCACCGAUAAGUACAAAAGAUAUGCAAACACUUGCGUGCUUGCAGGAUGAGGUCAGAAGCAGUUUUUGCAAAAACAGAAUGUCCAAUAGUGGGAAACACUUCAACAAGACUAUUAAUGGCCAAAAGUGGCUUUCAUUGCUCCGUGCACACUGUGCUGGCAGUGCUGCACUGACAGAGCCAAGCAGCAAUACCUUUCACACUUGUGCUGUCUCAAUUGUACUUAAAGACAAUGAAGUAUUUCCAAGCUGUAUUGAUUAACCUUUUAAAAUAUAACUUGCAGUGUACAUUUACCAAGGAAUCCAUCAGUCUGAACAAAAGUUGGACUUUCCUUGAUGCCAAAUCCUCUGGGAAACACGGGACCUCUCCUUGGAGCUGCUUAUUUGGGUCAAUGGGAGUUUUGCUUGAGUUUCCUAGGAGAGGGAAAAGAUUUCUCUACAGAGUGAUCCAGUGAAGAAAAGUGGGUGUCUACACAAAAGAAUACAACCACUGUAGGAGAAGCCACUUCUUGCUGAGACAGCAUCGGUGCUACUGGUUGGUACAGGAGAGCUCUCUGCAGCCUGAAUGCCAAGAACUGCUGCAGCUGGUAAAGUCCUGCUCCUGACAAAGACUUUGGUGAGUGCAUGCAGUUCCAGAAGAAGCCUGGUCCAUCUAUUUUUAAUGAAAGGCCAGCAGAAAAGUGCUCAGCAGGUGACAAAGCAGAUGCACUGACUGCUAAUGUAACCACAUUACAGUUGUAAAAUUACCAUGCCAAAAGCUUUGGAAUGAAGUGGAAAGGAGUUCUGACCGUGAGAGAGACCCAGGUCCAAUUGAACAACUCUGCUUCUCCCUGGCACCUCACAGCCCUCCGGGCCUUCAGAGCAGGUACAGAACAACCCAGGGCAGGACAAGAAGACAAGGCUGGCACCGGGGGCACUCAGUACUCACCUCAGUUUCUACUUGACAUCACAGCUUCAGAAGAGCAGCCAGCCAGCAUAAAUUCUGCAUCUGUUCAAUGCAAAAUCUGUAGUGUAGAAGUAGUAAAAUAUUUCAGGAAAUUAGUCCAGAAUGGACUAAUGCUGAACACUGCUGGUUGCUGCUUCAAUUUCAUGUGUAAAUAAAUAUCAUGUACAAGUACUCAGCACUUCUUAUAACUGCUGGAAUCGUGAAAUGCAAAAUGGACCUACACUGCCUCUACGUGCCACUGAAACCACAAGAACUACAAUUACUGAAAGACAAACUCAGCCACCAUGAGAUAGCUUUGUUACAGAGACUUUUCUUCACAUACAUAUACCAUCUUAGCUUCUUCUUACCAUACCAUAUUCUCUAUCCACUGAGGUUGUUGUUGUUGUUGUUGUUUUUUCCCCAAAAGAUUAAAAGUAAGUAUUAAAAUGUAACAUCUUAAUUGGAUGAAAGUAGAAAGAUCACCGUGGUAGAAGCACCAGGACUGCCUGCUCUCCUUUAUUCUGAAGGCACCUUUCUUUACAGAGGGCUCCAAGACUUCUUGUGAACUGCUCGCACAGGGACGCAUUUAGGUCCUCACUAUUAUUAAGAACCCAUUUUCACCCACAAUUCUAAGAACAGCACAGAUAGGAGCAGCAGAUACUGCAGUAAGCUAUCCAGCUUUGUAAGCCUACACAGCGUAAUUUGCUUCAGUACUAGACACCUUAUAGGACCAUUAACCAGAAAAUUAAGGAAGAUUCAAGAGAUACAAAUGGGAGUUGGACUUUCAGAUUCCUUGGCUUCCAGGGGAAGACUGGUUUCUAAUUCUCCAUGAGAUUUCAAAAGCUUCCCUUCCCACGGUGUCCUAAACAGAUUCUGCAACCUCUGCAUCUGGAUUCACAUUGUGAAAUGACUUGUGUUUUAUUUUGGAAACUCCAGUGCCUUUUCAGUCUUAUGUAAAUAUGUAUAUAGAUGCAUUGUAUAAGAAGAGGAUAUGUCAUAUACAGCCAGUGUUUGCUCUUAAGGACUGCAAUCAUUAAACAUACUUCAUACACAGUAACUACUUUUCAUUUUCCAGUGUAUUGGUUUGUAUCCAAACAUUAACGCUCUACUCUUUCUCAUUUCCACAAUAAAUUAGAGUGGGUUCUUUGUUUUGGUUCUAGAAAUGCUCAUCAUCAAAACCACCACUUCAUACAGCACUGUGUUUCCCAAAUUCAAAAGAGUGAUCUCCAUGAGUUUAUAUACACACAAAAGAUCUUUUUGCUCUGGAUCUGAUCAAGACAAAUACCACAUGACUUUAAAACCCCACAGCACCUGAGAGCUCCAGGAUUUUACAGGCAGAGCUCUGAUGAGGAGCAAACUUUCAAUCUCAAAGACAGCAUUUAGAUUCCCACCCCUCCCUGAGACUGUUUGGAUUUAAUAGUUCUCACUUUCUUGCCUAGGUUGUUACUUUGUGAUAUGAUUGAGACCGUUUCUCAGAGGCCAACCCAAAGCCCCCUCUGGGAUGGUGCUGUUUUUAGAGGUUGAAGUCUACUGCUGGUCUAGGUGAGUUCUGGUUUGACAAAUUCUGCUUGGGAACGUGUCCAGGUUAAAAGCUUUGGAGACCGAAGCCUUUAAUAGUCUUUAAAGAUGUUGCUAAGUUCUGAAAAGGUGAAGGAGCAAAAAGGAAAAUUUCAGUCAGAAACAGCUAGAAAAACAAACAGGCAUGAAGAAAAACAAAUUCUCUUUUCUAGUAAAAGGAUAUCCUCAUAACAAUCAAAUAACUAGAUUUCAGUUUUCUAUCUCUCAUGUCCAGCCAAAAGAUUCUCAAUACAGAACAGAACCCAACUCCCUGCAAUCCCUGCAGGAUACAGAGAGAACCCCAGGAUCACCUUAACAGGCUUCAGAAACUGCUUACAAUGCUUCAUCUAUAUUGAUCUGUUAUUUCUUGAAGCAGGUAUCCCUCAGCAAAGGUAAUUUUCAAGUGAGCUUUAUCUCCCUGCAUCUUCUCUCAAACCCAAAGCCCUGGUUUACAUAAGCACUACUUGCUGUUAAAUGUAUGUAGCACCACUCUAAGUCACAAAACAGCCACAUACCAAAACCAAUCAGUCAUAUACAGAGCCCAUGCAAAGAGUAACUUUCAGAACUAUUUGUUAACAAAAGCUUUGCAUAAAAUCUAGACUGCCACACAGCUACUCACCUCCAAUUAGAAGGAUUUGCAAUACUUGAUUCUUAUAAGAACAGUGCCUCCUCCAAACUAGUUUUCUCCUCCAAACUAGUUUUAUGUUUUAUAUCAGCAUAACAGUAAAUUUACCUUAAAUCUCAAACUAGUUUGGUUCUGAACCUUACAACAAAUGUUUUGAGAUAAACCAGGAUCAAUUUGCCUGAGGAAACAGACUUCCAGGAUGCAGAUGAAGCCAAACUAACUUGACCCAGCAGUGAUGACUGCCCCACUUCAAGCUGGUGGCUGGACAGAGACUGCCUGAGUUCCUUCCAGAGAACCCUGCCAAUUCUACAAAUUCUAACAAGUUUUAAUAGUUGAAGCAGCCUGAGGAUGAUAAAAACUACUAUUAAAUAUUGUAUUUGAAAAGCACUAUGCCCCUCAAAAGAACUGUUCACUGGCAGACCAAAAUGGAAACAGAGAGCUCCAAACCCGCUUGCUCUUGCAUAAUUAUAUC
This is a messenger RNA of Meleagris gallopavo (turkey), 5553 nucleotides long. NCBI's taxonomy places the organism in Eukaryota, Metazoa, Chordata, Aves, Galliformes, Phasianidae. The record is from RefSeq and is a predicted model, not a curated record.